Molecule: messenger RNA, 4557 nt
Organism: Rhineura floridana
Lineage: Eukaryota; Metazoa; Chordata; Lepidosauria; Squamata; Rhineuridae
Gene: LIN7C
Product: lin-7 homolog C, crumbs cell polarity complex component
Exons: 6
Coding region: 112-738 (208 amino acids)
Biological process (GO): neurotransmitter secretion; maintenance of epithelial cell apical/basal polarity; protein localization to basolateral plasma membrane
Cellular component (GO): synapse; basolateral plasma membrane; MPP7-DLG1-LIN7 complex
Molecular function (GO): L27 domain binding
Source: RefSeq, a predicted model, not a curated record
AGGUAGUAGCAGGCGGCGGCCGUCGCUGCUCCUCCUUCCCGUUGUCGCGUUUUUUUUUAACAGUACCGCCUCUGCCGGGCGUCACUUCCCUGAGAACAGCUGGAGAAGAAGAUGGCGGCGCUGGGGGAGCCUGUGCGGCUUGAGAGAGGCCCAUUCCUAGCUCUGGAAGAUGGGGACAAUGACAUCUGUCGGGCUAUUGAGUUGUUGGAAAAGUUACAAAGGAGUGGAGAGGUACCUCCACAGAAACUACAGGCUUUGCAAAGGGUCCUUCAAAGUGAAUUCUGUAAUGCAGUGAGGGAGGUAUAUGAGCAUGUAUAUGAGACAGUGGACAUCAGCAGUAGCCCAGAAGUGAGAGCUAAUGCUACAGCCAAGGCCACUGUUGCUGCCUUUGCUGCCAGUGAAGGACAUUCCCAUCCCAGAGUCGUUGAACUCCCCAAAACAGAAGAAGGGCUUGGAUUCAACAUCAUGGGCGGCAAAGAGCAAAAUUCUCCAAUCUAUAUAUCCCGAAUUAUCCCAGGUGGUAUUGCAGAUAGACACGGGGGAUUGAAGCGUGGAGACCAGCUUCUUUCUGUAAACGGAGUGAGUGUUGAAGGGGAGCACCAUGAAAAAGCUGUAGAACUGCUAAAAGCGGCUCAAGGGAAAGUUAAGCUGGUUGUACGAUACACACCCAAAGUCCUGGAAGAGAUGGAGUCACGAUUUGAAAAAAUGAGAUCGGCAAAACGCAGGCAACAGAACUAACGUUUUACAUAUAUCUUAAGGAAAAGCUUGUCUGGUUUACCCAUGGAAACAUUACCUUACAGUUAAAAAGAUAUUAAAAAUGUUGUUAACACUUUGUAUUUUACAAAUCACUCUUGAACAUCCUAACGCUUCUGGGAAGAAAGGUUAUCAUGGGCAUUUCUAGUGAUGUGGUUUUACAGAUCCUUUCUUUAAAAUUCAAACCUGUAACUAUCAAAACAAAUUUGUAAACUGUUUUUAAAAAAUACCUUUUAACAAGCUAUUUUCAGCAUUUGUAACAUCUGUUUUUCUAGUAAUUUUUUCCAUUUGGCAUUAUUUAAAACUGGAAAUCUUUAUUUUGGAUACAGAUAUAGAGCAAGUCUUACUCUUCUUGGCACUUACGUGUCAUCUACAUACAGGUAGUCAUAAUUACAUGGGAAAGUACUAUGCAUGCUUUCAGUUAUAAUUUUAUAUGGUUAAUGACAUCUUGGACACUUUCUUACCUCUUUUUGUGAAUAAUUUGUAACAGGCAGUCUCUUAUAUUUAAUGUUUCAGUGACUGACACCCUAAAAUUGAGCAGUAAUAAUUCCUAUAAAUUAUAUACUUUUGUACUAAUCUCUGAACAUUUUGAGAAAGUGGAAAGCAUAUCUGACUAGUUGUAUAUUUAUAUUCACUAAGGUAAAGUUGCAUGCAGUGCAGAAAACACUGUAUGUACUCCUGUCUGUCUACUCUUGUAAGUUACUUCUGCAGCUGUGUCUACUUGUUCUCUUAUAGUGAUGGAUGUGACCCACAUCAGGUACAUUUGUGGGUGACUAGCUGUUCAAAAUUGGAACAUGAGAGUUCUAUGAAUAUGCUUUUUACUGUUGUCAUAGCGACCAGGGCUGUGGAGUCAGUAUGUCAAACCUUCGACUCCUCUAUUUUUCUACUGUCCGACUCCAACUCCUUCAUAAAUGGCAAAUGUAUAUUAAUUUUUCUACUGUCUGACUCCGGCUCUGACUCUUUCAUAAAUGGCAAAUGUAUAUUAAUGUAUUAAUAUUAAUGAAUUAAUAUUAAUAUUAAAAUAUGGUUUUUAUUUUGAAGUCGGAGUCAGUACAUUUCAACUGACUCCGACUCCACCCAAAAUUGCUUCCGACUCCACGACUCCGACUCCACAGCCCUGAUAGUGACAUAGAAAAACUAACUAACAGAUACCAUAAAUUCUUCUGUGAAAAUACUAAGGUAGCAGAUGCUACUCUCUAAAAAGACAUUCUUCAUUGUGUAAAUCUGUUGGGAUAGUUCUAACCCAAACUGGUUAGUAUUUUGAUACAUCACACAUAAUUUCCUGCUAGGCAGCUCUUCCACUUCUCCAAAGAGUCUGCAGAUUAGGUCCAAAUCCAGAGCAGAAGCUUUAGCUAAUAACUUUUGUUAAGAGAUAGCAGGUGUAUGUAUGGGGUGCUUAGAAAAUAUCUCCUGUUGUACAGUCUUUUCUAGAUUCUGGGAAUCUUGAAAGAAUUCCUUUGGGUGGUGAUCUGCCAAAAUUGUUGUGGGCUGUGCUUUGCAUCUAAGAAUUUCUGUUGAUCGCCUCAGACUACCAUGGAUGAAAAUGUCCUGAGCAGCAUAGUCCCUUUAUGCCAUGGCUUCCAGAUGCGCUACCUCAAACCUGCAGGGCCCUCACAGCUCUGUGUAAGUUUAAAGUUGUCUCAUUCUUUUAAUAUGCACUGCCCAGCCAAAGUGCUUGCAGCAGCUAGAGCCACAGUUUGCAGCUGAGCCCCGCAACUAUAGAAGUGUCCCUUUCUGGGCGUCAGAAAGUCAGUUAGUAAACAGCCUCUCUUUGCUUAUGCAAAUAUGUUUUUUAUCUUGUGGGUGUUGGUUGUAAUGCAGUUUCCAAAAUGUGAGCGAGCUUGUUGGACCUGUGAGAGAGUUAUGGUGGCAGUGGAGAUGAUGAUAGGGUCUUGCAGUGUAUAUUGACCUGCAUUAUAAAUGUUUUCAUUGCUGUUCAUGUUAGAAAUAUUCCAACUUGAUUUAAACAUGUGCUACAUAAAACGUGCUUAUAGACUGUGCAGUUUAAUCAUGGAAGCAUUUAAAUCACUUUUAGCUGUUCAGAAAGAUAACAUAAAGGGCCAGUCUGUAAUUCUCAAAUUAAAAAUUGGGAGCCAUAAAACUAUCUUACUAAUGCUUAUUCAUAGAGACAGUAGUUUGAACAAUAUAAAAUGAAACCUAAUCUGAACUGUGUUUCCUCAGAAAUUAGUAUGGUUUUCAUUGGGAUUUAUUUCAUUAUUGCUUAGGAUAGCAACCUUAGUCUUGCUGAAUGUCAAUAUUUUUACCUUCUUUUAAUCACUAAGUUUUUAGCAUGGCUCGAUUGAGCUUCACGCCACUAUGUUGACAUUUUCUGCCCUACAAUAUUCCAGGAAUAACAUUUUUGUGAGGGGUGUAUAUAAGAUGGAGAGUUAUUCUGCUUUCCCCAGAAGCCCUGUACUGAAAGUGUCAAUUGCAAAAUAGAUGCAUGGAACCUGCUUUCAAUCUUUUCUCCACUAACCGGCUGAUACUCUUUAUUGCCUCAGAUGAAAAUUGUCCGUGGUUCAACCUCCUUCUUUAUUAAAGAACUAAAAAGAGGUUUACUUUGAUGAAACUUUAAAAUUUCUGGCUUGGUGUAUCUAGCAUUAGCCUGAUUAUCCACUGGAUGUCAGUGUUCAGCUAUAAAUGUAUGCAAGUGGAUAUGAGUAAGUGUCCUCUGAAUUAACUACAUGCAGUCAAAUAUUGCUAGAGUGCCAAUAUGAAAGGUCAUAAGAGUAGAUUUUAUAUUCUAAUCACAGGAUAAAUCUUGUGUUUGUCUGGAUGACAGCAGGUUAAAAAAAUGUAGUACGGUUGCACAAGUAACCUUAAGUCCUUUCUGAGCAUUUGGACAUCAUGAUGUUUUAGUGACUGAAACCAUUAAGUGUUUGGAAAAAAUUUUUUUUAAUGUCAUUUAGAUAAUACUGAGCACUGAAUUGCAUGGUUUAAAUAUGUACCUUGCUGCAGAAGGCAACCGUAGAACCAUGGUGUUGAACUGUAUGCUUUUUAUGGAGCAAUUUAAUAUUUAAAAUAUUAAGACCAAAAGAAGUAGUUGGGCCAAUCAUGAAGUAUUUUAUUUUAAAUAUAUAAUACUAGAUUUGUGUUGGAGCUUUCUAUAUUAAAAAGAAUAGGGACAAAUAAAUAUAAAAUUUGUUAAUCUACUUUUACUGAAUAUAGCAAUAUGCUUUGUUUCUCUAAAAAGGGUUAGUUUGGGGUAGCCUGGGCUGCUAUAGAAAAGUGCUUAUGGCUAUAAUCCUUUUACCUGAUUGCCUGGGAUUGAUCACCAUUGAACUCAAUGGGAUUUCCUUCUGAGUAGACAUGUAUAGGGUCGCACUAUUGGGGUUUUUAAUUCAGUAGACUCCAAAUCUAUUGGAUUAAAAUUUGGUGUGUAGAGAGUGAGAUGGGGGACAGACAAUGGCAAAAUAUAUUUUGCCUCCUAUCUUUCUAAACUGUCAAAAGUAGUAUGUAAGAGACAUGGAGCUAAAACCAUCUCAUGUCUGAAAUUUGCAUCAAUAGAAACUGAAAGGGUUUCAAAGCUAGAUGCUUGUGUCUACUUAAAACUGGUCUUUUUUCUUAGUUGCUGCAGUCCAAAUGGGAUCUUGAGCCCAGGUUAAUUAAGGUUAGAUUAGUUGGAGAAUCAAGAAAUGGACAUAUGAAAUACUACUGAACAGGUGCAAUGAGUAUAUUGUGUUGGUGUAUGCACAUAUGCAAUAAUUUAAUUACCAGCAAAAAUUAAGAUAGACAAUACUGUGUGUGUAGUCUCUAUGUACAUUUUGCUGCUUGAGGGCCCUGUAAAUUUCUAGAAACAUGAAA